Lineus longissimus is the source of this 10450-nucleotide messenger RNA. RefSeq names its product fibrillin-2-like. Gene Ontology annotation, molecular function: calcium ion binding. The record is from RefSeq and is a predicted model, not a curated record. The transcript is spliced from 66 exons. Lineage: Eukaryota; Metazoa; Nemertea; Pilidiophora; Heteronemertea; Lineidae. Bases 458 to 9484 code for a protein of 3008 amino acids.
CUUUCUCACCGAGACUAAACUGCAGUUUUUAACACUAGGCUAUUGCGCAUUUUUGCAAAACAUUGACAAGGACGUUUGUCAUGCAGCAGAAGGUUGUUCGCGGCUCAUUCAUUGGUUGAUAAAAAUCGACCUGGUCAGAACUGAGGUAAACUUGCAUUAUUUAAGAACAAUUUCCCGGGAGCGCAUACGCUUUUCGACCGACGGCCCCUGACGGAGUAAAGGUUCAUCUGGAUAGCAGAGACAAUUGAUUCCUCCCGUUGAUACCAGCAACACGAGACACUGCAUUUUCUUUGAAAGUUUCUGGAUUUCGUUUCUGAAACGGAAUAGCUGAAAUUUACUCGGCUUUCGUGGUGGGAGACAAAGGAAGGCUACACCUGUUGUGAGCCUGCACGCUGUCAGAUCCUGAUUAUCAUUGCUCUCAUAGCCAGAGAUGCACUGUGACUGUUAGCUAAUCAUCAUGGUUUCUCUAAGGAUAAUACGAGACAUUUUCGCUGCAUUUGUGAUCAAAAUACUUUUACUUCAAACGUUCCAAGGAUGUGCUGUGUUAGGACAGCAGGAUUCGAACCAGCGGAGAAACCAAGCGUACUACGGUCCGAAUAUCUGUGGAGGAAGAGCCGUCAGCAAUAGUCAGAGCUGCUGUCAGGGUUGGUCAGCUGUCCCGUCCAAUGGUGGAUACAGGUGUUCUGUUCCAUCAUGUCGAAGCUCCUGUGGAACGGGAACGUGUAUUCGACCCGACCUAUGUUACUGCCCAGGAGGUGUUGUACAGACCCAACCAUGUGGUGCAGUUGACCCUAACUGCGACCCAAAGACAAGAGCUGAGGCACAGCAAGCUUCUGAAGAGAAAAACUGCGAUAACCUUUGCCAUAAUGGGGGAACUUGUCGACUCGGCAGACCGGGGUCUACGUUAUGCGAAUGUAAGGAGGGCUACACCGGUGCCCAGUGUGAAGAGGCUGUUUGCGGCAGUGGGUGCUUGAAUGGUGGUCGAUGUAUUGGACCGGACAGAUGCGCCUGUACCUAUGGAUUUACUGGAAAGAGAUGCGAAGUUGACUUCCGAACCGGACCGUGCUACACUCAAGUGGAGGGUGAUACCUGUAAAGGACAACUGAUUGGAGUGACGUGCACCAGGGGACUUUGUUGUGCUACCAUCGGUCAGGCCUGGGGUCAGCCGUGCCAGCAGUGCCCGAGAGCUCCCGAACCUUGCAGACGAGGGUUCAUAUUCCAUGAUAGCAACAAGCAGUGCGUUGACAUCAACGAAUGUAUCGCCAUUCCUGGCCUCUGUGUUGGAGGAAGGUGCACCAACACCCUCGGGUCGUAUCGAUGUGAGUGUCUGCCUGGACAGAGGAAGAACCCGACGACUGGAGCAUGCGAUGGUAAGGAACUGCCCGGAGGCGAGACGUGCGCUGAUGCUGGCGCUGAUGCUUGCAAGAACGGCCGAUGUCUGAAUGAUGACAAAGGCUACUACUGUGUCUGUAACGCGGGAUUCCUCGCCAGUGAUGACAAAAAGAAGUGUAUCAACAACAGGAAGGCGACAUGUUUUCGCACGACCGGUUGCCGUGACCCUAUUGGUAUCCCACUCACCCAAGUUGACUGCUGCUGUACCUACAGUAUGUCUGGGUGGGGAGAAAGUAGGAUAUGUGAAUCCUGCCCAACUAAAAACACGCCUGCUUACUACCGAGUGUGCCCAGGGAGUGAUCCGUUGACCGGAGGGGAGAACUUUACCCGGCCUGACAAUGGAGAUGACACUGGUCACUGCUCUCUUUACCCCAACCUCUGCCCCAAUGGGAGAUGCAAGAGUACCCCGGGAUCAUACAGAUGUAUUUGUGAUAAGGGCUUCAGGCUGAACAGACAGGGACAGUGUGUUGAUAUCGAUGAAUGUCGAGAAUACGGCUACUGUCGUGAGAACGGUCGUUGCUACAAUAAUCCUGGAAGUUACAGUUGUGACUGUAACUCUGGUUUCGCCCUCUCAACCGACAAGCGCUACUGUACAGAUAAAAAUGAAUGCCAGGAAUCUGACAAGUGUCCUAAUGGUAACUGCAUCAACUUGGAUGGCUCCUAUAAAUGUAGGUGCAAUCCUGGAUUCCGGUCAUCUGUUGACAUGGAGGUCUGCCUUGACAUUGACGAGUGCAGUGAAAUCAGUGGUGUUUGUCGCAACGGUAUCUGCCUGAAUGCCCUUGGAACAUACACGUGUCGCUGCAAUGCUGGUUACGAGCUCUCUCCGGACAGAACAUUCUGUGUUGAUAAAAAUGAGUGCACUGAAACCGGGAUGUGUGAAAAUGGUCGUUGUAUCAAUGAAGAUGGGGCUUAUAAAUGUCUCUGCAACGUUGGAUUCAAGUCAACUCCAGAUGAAAAAUCCUGUGUUGAUGUUGACGAGUGUGUCACCAAUGAUAACAAACUCUGUCCAAAUGGUAACUGCAUUAACACACCUGGGAGUUUCAGAUGUGAAUGUUUUGCUGGAUUUACUCUUUCUGCAAGUGGACGCUCUUGUAAAGACACCAGGAAAGGAUAUUGCUUCAUGGACAUUGACAAUGCAGGACAAUGCAAGAAUCCAUCCAGGCUGCUCAUCACACGUUCCACAUGCUGCUGCUCUUUGGAGAUGAGCUCUGCCAAGGGGCUAGGCUGGGGUGAUCCACAGUGCAAGCUCUGCCCAAGCCAAGGUUCUGAUGAUUAUGAUAAGUUGUGUACCUAUGGUGAUGGCAUGGAUGGAAACGGUGAUGAUAUCAAUGAGUGUUUGAUCUACCCCACUAUCUGCAAGAAUGGUGUCUGUGAGAACCUGCAGGGCUCCUAUCGAUGCAAAUGCGAUGAAGGUUAUACUUAUGAACCUGCAACUAAGCGAUGUGUUGAUGUGGAUGAAUGCCUCUUGAACAGGAAUCUCUGCCAGUUUGGAACCUGCCGCAAUGUCCCUGGAUCAUUCAAGUGUGCCUGUCCGACUGGAUUCACUUUUAAUGAUGAAACUAAAUCUUGCGAAGAUGUUGAUGAGUGUGCAGAAAACGAUCGUCUUUGCCAGGGAGGCAACUGCUUGAAUAAUGAGGGAAGUUAUCGCUGCGAUUGUUCUGUUCCUGGGACGACGUUUGACCCUGUUAGGAAAAUAUGCGUUGAUUCACGGAAGGCUGCUUGUUGGGGCAAGUUUAGUGGACGUUGUGAAGAAAAGGUGGGCGACCGCAUGACCAAGGAGGACUGUUGUGCUACAUUGGGAAAAGCAUGGGGAAGUCCUUGUGAGGAAUGCCCUGCAGCAAGCGAUUGUCCUAAAGGAUUCAAGCAUGAUGGUUCCAGUUGUGUUGACAUCAAUGAGUGUGUGAUGAUGGAGGGCAUGUGUGAAGGUGGUCGAUGUGUUAACACCCAGGGAUCUUUCAGAUGUGAUUGUCCGACCGGUUUCAGAGUCGGCGCUGAUGGCAAGACAUGUGUUGAUUUCCGAGUUAGUAACUGUUACAGCAAUUACGUGCGUGGACAGUGUGCAAAUGAUUUUGGUGGCCGCUACAUGAAGCAGGUGUGCUGCUGCUCUGUUGGACAGGCAUGGGGAGAGCCAUGUGAACCAUGCCCAUCUACUGGAUCUGACGAGUACAAAAAGCUGUGCAAUGGCGGAUCAGGCAAGGGCCCCGACCAACCCGUCGACAAUGGUAUGACCGACAGACUCACUGACAUUAAUGAGUGUGUUUACUUUCCAUCACUAUGUGAAAAUGGCCGCUGUAAGAACACUCUAGGCAGCUUUGAGUGUCUUUGCAACCAAGGGUAUGCCAUUGAUGAGGCGGGGAAAUCCUGUCUAGAUAUUGAUGAAUGUCGGAUUUCCUUUGGUGUGUGUGGUAAUGGAACCUGCCGAAACACCCCUGGCAGAUUCCGAUGUGAGUGCCAGACUGGUUUUGAAAGCACCAUGAUGAUGCAAACUUGCAUGGACAUCAAUGAGUGUGCACGAGACCGUACGCUGUGCCGGGGUGGAACCUGUGUGAACACUAUUGGAAGCUUCAGCUGUAUCUGCCCCGACGGACAUGAGAUGACCCAGGAUGGCCGUGGCUGUAAAGACAUUGAUGAGUGUUCUAUCGAGAGUGGUAUCUGCUCCAAUGGUCGCUGUGAGAACUACAUGGGCGGUUACCAAUGUUUCUGCGACAAUGGCUACAAACCUUCCCCACCUCGGACAUCAUGUGUGGACAUCGAUGAAUGCGCUAGCUACAAUGGGCGAUGCGAUAAUCUCUGCCAGAAUACCCCCGGGUCCUACCUCUGUACUUGUCAGCAGGGUUUCAGGAUGGGACAAGAUGGGAAGAGUUGUACAGAUAUAAAUGAAUGUGUUGAGGUAGGUGAUAUUUGCAACACGGGUGAUUGUGUGAACCUUCAGGGAUCGUACAGGUGUGUCUGCAAGGCAGGCAUGAGCAUCACACAAGAUGGAAAGGGUUGUACAGAUCUUGAUGAGUGCAGUGGGCCAGACAAGAUGUGCAAGAAUGGUCUUUGUAAGAACACCAUGGGUUCAUACAUCUGUGACUGUGACCGCGGCUAUGCUGUUCAACCUGCUAAGGGUAUUGGUUGUCUAGAUGAUGACGAGUGUUCUAACAGCAAGGCUGCCUGUGACAAGAAUGCUGACUGCAGAAAUACUGAAGGCUCUUACAAGUGCCAAUGUAAAGAUGGUUUCAGGGGAGAUGGAUUCCUCUGCAUUGACGUCAAUGAAUGUAUCAACGCCAACGGCCAAUGUGAUGACCAGGCAAAGUGUACCAACACCCCUGGAAGCUUCCGUUGUGUCUGUGACGACGGCUUUGUUGGAGAUGGUUUUGAUUGCCUUGAUGUUGAUGAGUGCUCAGUGAACCCGAACCUUUGCGACAACGGCCAGUGCCUCAACUACCCAGGCAGCUACAGAUGCGAAUGUGACAUGGGCUUCGCUCCAAAGGACGAUGAGAAGACCUGUGUUGAUAUUGAUGAAUGCAGCACCUUUGAGAACCUCUGCGUAAACGGCCGAUGUGAAAAUGUCUUUGGAAUGUUCAGAUGCAUCUGCAACCGAGGUUACGAACUCGACUCAACUGGCGGAAACUGCACGGAUGUUGACGAGUGUAAGAACCCCGACAACUGCCAGUACGGGGAAUGUGUCAACCGACAAGGGACGUACAUCUGUCAGUGCCCACCCAACUAUGAGCUGACUCCAGCUGGUACAGGAUGUGUGGAUCCCCGACAAGGUUACUGUUACAGUGACUAUCCAUUCGGUGGAGUCCAGGGUGUUUGCAGCCGUGAUCUCGCUCCAAAUGUCGGCCAGGAUGUCUGCUGCUGUACCAUUGGUUUAUCGUGGGGCGAGACAAACGGUUUCUGUGAACUCUGUCCAAGGAAUGGCACAGCCGAGUAUGACUAUCUUUGCCCGGGAGGACCAGGCUUCCAACCAAACACACUGACCAUCAUUCUUGAAGAUAUUGAUGAGUGUGCGGAGUUCCCUAACCUCUGCGCCGGUGGAACUUGUAGGAACAGUUUCGGAAGUUUCACCUGUAUUUGCCCACCUGGUUACAGCCUUGAUACGGCAACUUAUGCAUGUGAAGAUAUUGAUGAAUGUUUAGUCAACCCGGAUAUCUGUGGAGCUGGUGGUACCUGCAUUAACAACAGAGGAAGCUACAGUUGUGUCUGUCCAGACAAUACCAAGCUCAUGCCAGGUGGAGACAGUUGCAUGGACAUGCGUAAAGGCGCAUGCUAUUCUCAGGUGGCCGAAUUGACAUCUCCUUCCCGAAGAAACAAAUGUGAUGGCCUCCUGUCAACCGAUACCACCAAGAUGGUCUGUUGUUGCUCGCUGGGAAAAGCUUGGGGUUCCGCCUGCGAGCUUUGCCCUCUAUCAGGAACUGCUGAUUAUGAGAAGCAGUGUGGUGGUGUCUCACCGGGCACAAUCAUUGACCCAAACUCAGGAAAGCCAGCAGAUCUUGAUGAAUGUUCGAAAAUUCCCGAACUCUGCGAGAACGGUGUCUGUGUUAACACAUUAGGAAGCUUUAGGUGUCAGUGCCCGAAAGGGAUGGAAUUGAAUGCAGAGGGAACUGUCUGUGAAGACAUUGAUGAAUGCCAGAGUGGACAGAACCCAUGUGUUGGUGAUGCUACGUGUGAGAACACCAAGGGAAGCUAUAGGUGCAGUUGUCCUAUUGGAUUCCAGGUUUCAAGCAACCAGAGAUCUUGUAUAGAUAUUGAUGAGUGCUCGGAUGACAGGUUCUGUCAGAAUGGCGAGUGCCUCAACCUGAUUGGUAGCUACCGUUGUGUCUGCAAGAAGGGAUUUAGAAGCUCACUCAACCAGGAUGCCUGCUUAGACAUCAACGAAUGCUUAGUGCAGCCAGGUCUCUGUAGGAAUGGCUCAUGUGUUAACACUGAGGGCUCUUUCAGGUGUAACUGCUACACUGGUUACCAGACCUCGCAGAAUGGAGACUGCAUUGACGUCGACGAAUGUAGAACCACACCUGGUGGUCUCUGCAACCUUGGACGGUGCAAGAACACCCCGGGAAGCUACGUUUGCGAGUGCCAAGGAGGCUUCCGUUUAUCUCUUGACAGGAGACAGUGCGAAGAUGUUGACGAGUGUGUCGAACGCAGGGAUGUCUGUGACAAUGCUCGCUGCCAGAAUUUCCCUGGUGGAUUCAGAUGUAUCUGUGAUCCAGGUUACCAGCUUUCUGAUGAUGAGACGACUUGUGUUGAUGUGAACGAGUGUGACGACAUCCACAUGUGCCAUGGCGGCCGAUGCAUCAACAGUCCUGGAAGCUUCCAAUGUUUCUGCGAUGUUGGCUUCGUUCUAUCCACUGACAAGAAGAUGUGUUUGGAUACUCGCCAAGGAACCUGCUUCAUGACUUUUAAAAAGGGUCAGUGUACUGAGGAGCGUGCCAUCAAAUCUAACAAAGCUGAGUGUUGUUGUAGUCGUGGAGCUGCCUGGUCCUGGAACGAGGGAGCAUGCGAGAUCUGCCCCGAGCCCAAUGAAGGGAGCUUUGCUGUCCUCUGCCCAGAUGGUUUCGGUUUCAUCAUGGGUGAAGGAAUGAUGGAUGAUUUGGAUGAGUGUGCCUUGUACCCGACGAUCUGUAACAAUGGAUACUGUAUCAACACCGAUGGCUCUUACAGGUGUGAGUGUGGACCAGGUUACACCCUACUUCCAUCAGGAAACAGGUGCAUAGAUGAUGAUGAAUGUGCGCGGAGGAAUCCGUGUGGUAAUGGUACUUGUACUAACACCCCUGGAUCAUUCGAAUGCAAGUGCAGCGAUGGUUUUCUUCCUGGCCGAAAUCGGGUUUGUGAAGAUGUGAACGAAUGUGAUGAGUCAGCGAUCCAAUGUGCCUUCCGCUGCAAGAACAUCCCCGGUGCUUACAGAUGUGUUUGUCCACCUGGAUACAAGGUUGCCCCAGAUGGUCUUCAUUGCCAGGAUGUUGAUGAGUGUGCCAUUGGUGCUAACGACUGCAAGUAUGCCUGCAAGAAUCUCGUUGGUAUGCACAUGUGUAUUUGCCCCGAAGGAUAUGAAAAGAUCGGACAAGGCGAUAACUGCAGAGAUAUCGAUGAGUGCGCUGCUGAUCGGAAUAUCUGUGGAAAUGGGCGUUGUCGAAACACAGAAGGCACCUAUCGCUGUGACUGCUUUGCAGGCUAUGAAGUCUCUAAUGAUGGGAAAGUUUGCAUUGAUAAUCGCCAAGGUUUCUGCUACAUGACAUCCUAUGGUGGCCGCUGUGUCAGCCGUGGAGACAACCUCGAACUCAAGACGAAAGCUAUGUGUUGCUGUAGCAUGGGUCAGGCAUGGGGUCCAGGUUGUGAGCAAUGUCCAAGAAGAGGUACAGCUGUGUACAAGACACUAUGCAUGCAUGGACCUGGGUUUACUCCAGAUGGUCAAGAUAUUGAUGAGUGUGCUCUGGACUCGACUGCUUGUAGAAACGGCCGAUGCCUUAACACGAUGGGAUCCUAUAGAUGUAUCUGUGAUGCCGGUUACCAACCCGACAGAGACGGAACAGCCUGUAUUGAUGUCGACGAGUGCACUGCCUCAAUCAACACGUGUGAAAAGACUUGUCAGAACACCCAGGGAAGCUUUGUUUGUAGAUGUCCUCAAGGUUAUGCAUUGAACACAGAUGGAAGAACAUGUAGAGAUAUUGACGAAUGUCAGUUCAAAACCCACAACUGUCCACAAGAAUGUAUCAACACACCUGGUUCAUUCAAAUGUUCCUGCCAAGAGGGAUUCAUUGUUGGAGAACUUAAUGGAAGAUGUGCUGAUAAGGACGAGUGUGCCGAGGACCCGAACCUGUGCCAGCCAAGUGGAACCUGCCAGAACACUCCAGGAGGAUUCAAGUGUACCUGCAAACGAGGUUUCGUACCUGAUGAAACUGGAACAAGAUGUGUUGAUAAUAAUGAGUGCAGUGGCCAGCAGCGUUGUGAAUAUGGUUGCCAGAACCUUCACGGCGGGUUCAAGUGCCAGUGUCCACCAGGCUUCAUCCAGCAUCUCUAUUGGAAUCAGUGCUUGGAUCAAAACGAGUGCUCUACCCCCAAUAUCUGUGGAGGUGGUACAUGCAUCAACACCAUUGGUAGUUAUCGGUGCUUCUGUAACAAUGGAGCCAAUUUCAACCCUCUCUCACAGUCAUGUGGUCCAAGUGGAGUCGGACAAUACGGACAACAACAAUUAGGAGGAGGAGGAGGAAGAGACAGUUGUCUACAGAACCAAUGUAACUUUGGAUGUGCCGGCCAGGGACAGGGACAGGGAGGUGGAUUUGGAUGUGGCUGCCCCAAUGGAUACCAGCCAGUUGGACAAGGGCACUGUGUCACAACUAUCAACCCGCGAGUGACUGGACAAAUCCAACCAAACACUAACUUUGACAGAAACCAGCAAUAUCCACACGUUGCUAACCAAGGCAGUACUGGUCUUACAGAGGGUGAGGGAUGCUACGGAUGCAAAAACGGUAAUGGCCAAAAUGGUAAUGGCCAGCAAGGUUCAGCCGGUCAGGAGUUUGGCGGGACCGGUAAUGGUAACUACGGAAAUGGAAACUUCAAUCCAAAUGGUAACUCCAACUAUGACUACUACCCGACGCGGCGUCUGAGGAGCAAGCGAGACACGAGGGAAUGGAACAAGGAUGAAGUUGAGGACUUCCUUGAAGGCUUUAAGAAACGUCCAGAAGAUGACAACAAUAACACGGAGACCCCAACUAAGCCAAGACAUCACCACCGUCACCGCCAUCACAAGAAGCAGAAAACAGGCGAUGAAAAUAACCAAGGUCAAAAAACGCAACAGAGCAACGCUACUGGUCCUGUCACCUUGGUGUUAUACGAACAAGAUCUGAAGAAGGAUAUGUCUCUCAUGCGUCUUACCCCAGCUAUUAAGAUGCUGAAGUAUAAGCUCAAAUAUGCAAUAGUUGCAAAGAACGAGGGUGGUAUUUUCAAACUGAAGGCCGACGAGCAUGAUGUCUUUUCUGUCGUACUAAAAGAAGCCAUUAAGCGCGGUUUCUAUCAAGUUGAUAUCCUUGGAAGGCCCAUCAAGCACAAGGAUCGUCAUUUACCCGACACUCACUUGGAUGUUGAGCUUGAUCUGUACGUCAUUUGAGGAUACUGGUAAACAGUCCAAAGACUUUGUUAAGGAUGUAUUCACAGUUAACAAGCAUAAUGAUAAAAUUAUGAACUAGUAUUGUGAAUUUAUGUCUGAUGCAUCAAACAUGUUACUACUUAAUGCUCAACGAUUUAAAUCACAAUCUCUGUGUCUUCCACUAUAAAUGUCACUACAUCUUGUUUGUAUUUAAUGAGUUAAUGCCAGGAUAAGUUUUAACGACAGAUAUGAUUGGCAACUCACACUUGACUGUGUCGAUGAUUUUUACAAAUGUACAGAAUGAAUGCUUAGAAAAUUUCCAAAAAAUGUAGUUAGUUUUCGCGUAUUAUACUUCAGUCUUGUAUUGCACAUUCAUACAAUGUGAAUUCGAUUUCAUUAUAGCAAUUGUAUCAAUAAUUUGAUGGUGUUGGCCUGACCUUGCCGAGAAUGUUUGCUGGGCAGUGCGACAUACUGUAGUUCUAGCGGUGCUCAACCAUACUCUACCAUUAUGAACACGAUACUUUAUGAACACGACACUGUAUGUGCUCUAUCAAAGGCGCCAGGCAAUCUUUUGCAAUCUUAUGCAUGCAUGGUGAGAUUAGUUUAAAAUCAUAACGUUAAUUUCAACUUCUUGAUUAAACAAAGUUCCUAGACCAUAAUCAUGAUAAGUACACAGUGUAGGGACAUGCCCCUUUAAUUGAGCAGACACAGCGUGGUUCAAUCGAAGAUCAAUCCCAAUAACCAGGUAGUUUGGGGGUUCUGAUGCAGUUUUAAAGUAGCUUAGAAUGUAGUUUAGGAUACUUAGAUAAUACUGCAACAACCCUCCCCUGGCGUGGCCCUUCACAGGGGCAUGGGGUAUUCCAUCUGAUCAUAGUCACUUCAACACUCAUCAAGCUGUCAAGCUAUGCAAAAGUGUAUAAACUAUGUUUGUAUAUGUCUUUUAAAAAUGUACUCCAGAGUGAAUAAAAUAAUACUUUUAAAAUCAUA